Molecule: messenger RNA, 177 nt
Organism: Durusdinium trenchii
Lineage: Eukaryota; Dinophyceae; Suessiales; Symbiodiniaceae
Source: the annotation of a GenBank genome assembly
AUGCCGAUGAUCUCCACGGGCUCGGGUGCCAUCGACGUGAUGUCGAAGCUCUUGCAGGAUCGGGUGCUCAUGUUGAACGGCCAGGUGAAUGAUGAGAUGGCCAAUGUACUUGUGGCGCAGAUCUUGUUCCUGGCGAACCAGGACAGCCUGGCCGAUCGGCCUGGAGACCAGCUGUGA